GCGCUGAUAAACAUUGCUCGUGAAUGGAUGAGCAGGGGGAGGGAGACUUUGUCCAGCAGUCAUGCACAUCAUCCCUGGUUUGCAGUGAGGAUCAGAGGCAGGAUGCACAGAAAGCUUCACAGUUUCUCAGGGAAGCCGAGAGGAUCAGGAGACAGAUUGAAAAAUUGGAUAAAGAGAGGACGUUGAGUGUUCAGUGCAGGAAGAAUGGCUGGACAGAUGUGUCUGGAGAACUGGAGGAGUACAAGAAAGUGCUUGAGGGAGAAAGAAAGGCAGAGAAAAUGAAUCUUCAAAAGCACCUGGUGAAGAUUCAUAAUGGGCUGAGGAAGUUUCAGAGACAGCUGAUAGAUGUGAAACCAACUCCUGAGUUGAUUGAAAGACUAAAGGAAAUCAUGUCAGAGGUGGAAAUUUCAAUCAACACCCUGAAAGAGGAGGAGCGCUCAUGCUUUGAGGAGCUUUUGAAGGAGGAGAGGACGUGUAGACAGGAGAUCACUGCUUAUGAGAAGAAAAUUGAAAACUGGAGCCUUGUGGUCAAAUCAGACCCCAAACUACCCCCAGCUCCCACUGUUAAGACCAAACCCCUGGACAGAGAUCUCCCUGCAGAGGUCAGAGCACUUGAAUCCUUCCUUCAGAAGACAGGAGGCCCUCAUGGUGGCUGGGACCAGUAUGACCACCAAACCUUUCUCAAGGUCUGGACGAAGCACAAUGGGCAACCAGCCUACAGGAAAGAGGCCAAACUUUACCUGCCUGGUAAAAUGCUGGAGGAGAUAGAGCAACAUGAGGACUGGCACCAGGAACUGAUUUAUCUCCAGGACAGGAAGAGAGAGGCUAUCCGGAGUUGGAAGGCCAGCAAGCAACAGCACCUCCAAACCAGGAUACAGAGCCAGAGGGAGGUGGAGGAAGCAGAAAGGAGGGAGAGAGAAGCCAAGAGCCAGGCCGAACAACACAAGUCUGAGGAGGAGAAGAGGGAGGCUGCACGGCGACUGGAGGAGUGGAGGGAAGAGAAGAGAAGGAAAGACGAACAGGAAGAGGAACAGAGACUUUCUGAGGAGAUACAAAAAAGGAGACGGGCAAAGGAGGAGCGUCGUCGUCAGCUCGAAGUGAAGAUGACCAUUGAGGAGCAGCUACGACUGAAGAGAGAGGAGGAGGGGGAACAGACGAGGAUGAGAAGAGAGGAGGGACAGAGGGAGAUGGAUGAGAGGAAAAGGGAGGCAGUGAAGGGCAUCAAGCGCUUCAGUGAAAGGGAUCUUCACAAGGUGGAGGCAAAGCUUCAGGAGAAACAGCUGAAGGAAAAAGAAGAAGAAGAGAGACAUCAGAGAAUCACUGCAAAAUUAAAGGAGAAAGUGGAUGGUCACGUCACCAGAGACCCGACCAGGCUCACCCGUCCCACUAAGGGAUGGCAAGAGCGAAUGAAAAACAUUGGACCUUCAGGAGGAGGACCCGUGCUACAGAUGUUUCACAGAGCUGUUCCCAGUUGGAGGCAAGGCCUGUAA
This is a messenger RNA of Scomber scombrus (Atlantic mackerel), 1490 nucleotides long. RefSeq names its product coiled-coil domain-containing protein 112. The coding region runs from base 24 to 1490 and encodes 488 amino acids. The transcript is spliced from 14 exons. The record is from RefSeq and is a predicted model, not a curated record. NCBI's taxonomy places the organism in Eukaryota, Metazoa, Chordata, Actinopteri, Scombriformes, Scombridae.